Pygocentrus nattereri (red-bellied piranha) is the source of this 2307-nucleotide messenger RNA. It is a transcript of the gene stx3b, whose product is annotated as syntaxin 3A. Gene Ontology annotation, biological process: synaptic vesicle fusion to presynaptic active zone membrane; intracellular protein transport; exocytic insertion of neurotransmitter receptor to postsynaptic membrane. The record is from RefSeq and is a predicted model, not a curated record. The coding region runs from base 348 to 1217 and encodes 289 amino acids. Gene Ontology annotation, molecular function: SNARE binding; SNAP receptor activity. Gene Ontology annotation, cellular component: plasma membrane; synaptic vesicle; postsynapse. Lineage: Eukaryota; Metazoa; Chordata; Actinopteri; Characiformes; Serrasalmidae. The transcript is spliced from 11 exons.
CGUGGAGCGAGAGAGAGGUUUGCGUUUUAGAAUGAUUACAGGCGAGAGAGAGAGAGAGAGAGAGAGAGAGAGAGAGAGAGAUUAAGCGUACACAACUGUUGUCUUAAUCCUCUGAGCGGACAGAUUUAGAGGAAAAAAACUAGAGGUUUGAGGCAGAGCAGCCAUAUUUUAUGGCCCGCUGGUGGACUGAGUGGACUUGGAGCAGCGAGAGGCGAAGCUGAGGAGAGGAGAGGAACUUUGGCAGCCGCUGGCCUUUCAGCUCGCUGCGCUCUCCACACGUUUCAGCCUUUUUUUGUUCUUAUUUAUUUAAUUCCGGCUUUCGUGCGGUAUCCCACACAAACACAGCGAUGAAGGACCGAUUGGAGCAGCUGAAGGCGACAUGUGAUCAUGACGAUGAAGACGUUGAGAUCGCUGUGGAUAAUGCAGCGUUCAUGGACGAGUUCUUUUCCCAGAUUGAAGACAUCAGAAACAGCAUUGAUAAGAUUGAUGAAAACGUGGCUGAAGUGAAGAAACUUUAUUCAGUUAUUUUAUCUGCACCAACAUCUGAUCAGAAAACACAAAAUGACCUGGAGGCCCUCACCAAUGACAUUAAGAAAAUGGCCAACAAUGCUCGCAAUAAGCUAAAGACCAUUGAGAGGAAUCUUGAGUCAGAUGAGGAGGAGAGAGUGUCAGCUGACACAAGGAUACGCAAAUCACAGCAUGCCGUUCUGUCCAGGAAGUUUGUGGAUGUGAUGACAAAAUACAAUGAAGCUCAGGUGGACUUCAGAGAGAAGAGCAAAGGACGCAUCCAGAGACAGUUAGAAAUCACUGGUAAAGCCACUACUGAUGAAGAGCUGGAGGAGAUGUUGGAGGGAGGGAAUGCGGCGGUCUUCACUGCAGGGAUCAUAGAUUCGGGGAUAUCGAAGCAGGCACUGAGCGAGAUCGAAUCUCGGCACAAAGACAUUGUGCGCCUGGAGAGCAGCAUAAAGGAGCUACAUGACAUGUUUGUGGACAUCGCCAUGCUUGUAGAGAGCCAGGGUGACAUAGUUGAUAACAUUGAGGUAAACGUGUCAAAAGCAGUGGAUCACAUCGUCGUGGCAAAGACUGAAACGAAGAAAGCAGUCAGGUAUCAGAGCAGCGCACGGAAGAAAAAGGUGAUUAUAGUGUGUUUGGUACUGGUGAUUCUUGGCAUUAUUGCGUUGAUUAUAGGUCUAUCUGUAGGACUGAAAAAAGGAUAAGUCACAAAUUUCACAUUUGAAAAUGAUCAUACUGGGUGUGAUCAUUGUCGUGGUUGUGGUCAUCAUCAUUAUCAUCAUCCUCACGCAGACACUGUGAGGCCCUACACACGUCACCGUCCACUCUUCUGUUCAUCUGUGGCCUCGUAGUCCCUUUCCCCCCCGCCAUCCUGUCACUCUGUCCCCCUCCCAUUUUCUACUGAAAGCCAAGAAUAGAGAUCAACAAGACAAGACAAACACCCCUCCCCCUUCUAUUUGUGGCUCCGCCCUCUUCACCCUCCACCAACUGAUGGAUGACUCCUCCCAUGGCUUUCUGAAAAUGUGCUUUAAUCAGAUAAAGCACUUGCUGCUGGGGAAAUCGCAAAGGGAAUAUGUUUCGUGUAAACGGACAGAAUCAGAACAAAGAAUAAGGAAUUUUUAUUCAAGUAUAGAGUGGAAGAGGAAAACAAAGACCUCUGCUUCCCACCUUAAUAUCUUUUAAAGAUGUUACUGGCUAUUAUUUUGAACCUACAAGUGCUCUUACUGUAUUUUAUAACUUAUGUUUUUUUUGUUUGUUUUUUAUUUAAACCUUUAAUACAUUUCAUCCUUCAACAUCCCCUCAUAUCAAGUUAAAAAUGAACAUAUUUCACAUUUAACCAUUUCAUUUCACUUCAUGGAGUCUGUGGAGUCCAUGAAUCUGUGGAGGAUGACCUGCGUGACUUCAUGAUCGUUUUAUGGUGCUCUGAAUGUGAGCGUGUCAUUUGUAUCCAGUACGUUCAUACUUUGGUACCUUGUUUUUCAUUUCAGUUGUACCUAGUACUACUGUAACUAUCACACAGCUAGAUAUCAGUCAGUGUCCAUAUAUUGAUCAAAGUUCAUAUUAUAUCACUGUUCGGCACAGUUAAUACUGAAAAUUCAGUGAGAUUUUAAAACGAGAAUGAAUGUAUAUUAAUGUAUUUUCAAUUUAAUCAUUGUGAGACUGGUUAAAAAGCACAACUAAGACUGAUGAAGCAAAAUUUGGUUGUUUUACAAUUUUUUUGAAUCCUCACUCCUGCCUGUGAAAAAUUCAAUUUUAUUUGAAGAAUAAAUGAUUGUAUUUUUAAGUGAUGAAGAA